CGCCGCCUCCCGCCCGAGCCGACCCCGCGCGGGCCGAGAGCCGCGCCCCGCGGCGCCCACGGGGCCCGCGCCGCGCGCGGCCGGAGCGAACUUUCCCCGGGCCGGUGGACGCGGGCGGCAGGACCCGCCAGAAGCGGCCCAGGAUGAACCCGCAGCAGCAGCGCAUGGCCGCGAUCGGGACGGACAAGGAGCUGAGCGACCUGCUGGACUUCAGCGCGAUGUUUUCCCCACCUGUUAAUAGUGGGAAAACCAGACCAACAACACUGGGAAGCAGUCAGUUCAGUGGAUCAGGAAUGGAUGAACGAGGAAGUACAACAUCCUGGGGAACAAGUGGUCAACCAAGCCCAUCAUACGACUCAUCUAGAGGUUUUACAGACAGUCCUCAUUUCAGCGACCACUUGAAUGACAGUCGCUUAGGGGGCCAUGAAGGCUUGUCCCCAACACCUUUCAUGAACUCAAAUCUGAUGGGGAAAACGUCAGAGAGAGGCUCAUUUUCUCUGUACAGCAGAGAAACCGGAUUACCAGGCUGUCAAUCUAGUCUCCUGAGACAAGAUCUGGGGCUUGGAAGCCCAGCACAACUUUCUUCUUCAGGAAAACCUGGGACGCCAUACUACUCGUUCUCGGCCACGAGCUCCCGGAGAAGACCACUCCCUGAGCCCACAGCACUUGAUCCCUUACAAGCAAAGAAAGUCAGAAAGGUGCCUCCUGGAUUGCCUUCUUCCGUAUAUGCACCAUCCCCAAAUUCAGAUGAUUUCAACCGUGAAUCUCCUAACUACCCAUCUCCCAAGCCACCAACCAGUAUGUUUGCUAGCACUUUCUUUAUGCAAGAUGGGACCCACAAUUCUUCUGACCUUUGGAGUUCAUCAAAUGGGAUGAGCCAGCCUGGUUUUGGUGGAAUUUUGGGGACCUCCACUUCCCACGUGUCUCAAUCCAGUAGUUACGGCAGCCUUCACUCACAUGACCGCUUGAGUUACCCUCCACACUCAGUCUCACCGACAGACAUGAGCACGGGCCUCCCCCCGAUGUCCAGCUUCCACCGCGGCGGCUCCGGCAGCUCCCCGUAUGUGGCUGCCUCACACACUCCUCCUGUCAAUGGCUCCGACAGCAUCCUGGGAACCAGAGGGAAUGCCGCUGGAAGUUCUCAGACAGGUGAUGCACUUGGAAAGGCUUUGGCAUCUAUUUAUUCUCCUGACCAUACCAGCAGUAGUUUUCCAUCAAAUCCAUCAACACCAGUUGGAUCACCUUCUCCUCUCACAGGUACCAGUCAGUGGCCCAGACCUAGCGGGCAAGCUCCUUCAUCCCCCAGCUAUGAAAACUCACUCCACUCCCUGAAAAAUCGAGUUGAGCAGCAACUUCACGAGCAUUUGCAAGAUGCAAUGUCCUUCUUAAAGGAUGUCUGUGAGCAGUCUCGAAUGGAAGACCGUUUAGACAGAUUGGAUGAUGCUAUCCAUGUGCUGCGGAACCAUGCUGUGGGACCUUCCACCAGUUUGCCUACUGGUCACAGUGAUAUACACAGUUUAUUGGGACCAUCCCAUAAUGCAUCAAUUGGAAGCCUCAAUUCAAACUAUGGCGGAUCAGGCCUUGUUACAAGCAGUCGGUCUGCCUCUAUGGUUGGAACUCACCGAGAAGACUCCGUCAGUCUCAAUGGCAAUCAUUCAGUCCUGUCGAGUACAGUCACUGCUUCAAGCGCAGACUUGAACCAAAAAACACAAGAAAAUUACAGAGGUGGCUUGCAGAGUCAGCCUGGAACUGUUGUUCCAACAGAAAUAAAAAUUGAAAACAAAGAAAAAGAUGAAAACCUCCAUGAACCUCCUUCAUCAGAUGACAUGAAAUCAGAUGAUGAAUCCUCCCAAAAAGAUAUCAAGGUUUCUUCUAGAGGCAGAACAAGCAGUACUAAUGAAGAUGAGGAUUUGAACCCAGAACAGAAAAUAGAGAGGGAAAAAGAGAGGCGGAUGGCUAACAACGCCAGAGAACGCUUGCGUGUGCGGGAUAUCAAUGAGGCAUUCAAAGAGCUCGGCCGGAUGUGCCAGCUUCAUUUGAAGAGUGAGAAGCCCCAGACGAAGCUCCUCAUCCUCCACCAGGCUGUGGCGGUCAUCCUCAGCCUGGAGCAGCAGGUCAGAGAAAGGAACCUUAACCCCAAAGCAGCCUGCCUUAAAAGAAGGGAAGAAGAAAAAGUUUCUGCCGUAUCGGCAGAGCCACCAACCACAUUGCCAGGAGCCCAUCCUGGGCUUAGUGAAACUACCAACCCUAUGGGUCAUAUGUAAACAUCAGCCAGCUUCAGAGUCCUCGGUAGCUAGAUAGAAGGUGACGUCUCCUCAGAGGACUUGGACAGCUCAGAGUUUCUGAAGACACAAACCUGAUAGGAGGGAGAAGGAAGAUACAAAACACUUGAAGCAAGAACGCAAAUGUUAUCCUACGAUCAAAGCCACUGGCCAACUCUUGGUCUCCGAAGUGAAGAUAGGAGCUCAUCUGACAGACAUCAGCACAGCGUCCUGUGGCAAGCCGUGUCGCUUCUGCACAAUCAGAGACUGUCUCGAUCUCUCCACUUACUGUGGAAGUUGCCUUGUGCCUAAACUGAAUUGACAAAUGCAUUGUAACUACAAAUUUUAUUUAUUGUAUGGAACUGUAAGGUCUACAUGUAAAGGGAAAAGGUUAAUGUGGAAAGCUGAUGUACACUCAGCUGAUGCCAGCAUUCGUCAAAGCUGUUCACAUCAGAGAACAAAGCAGUGACCACCCUUGGCCCUCAGCAUUCCCGGCACACCUGUCAGUGUCUUAGAGGAAGGGAAGGCACUCGCUGCCCUCUCCUGUCCUUUGCCAUAUAAAUAGUGUUUUCCAUUGAAAUAGGGAAAUAUGACUUGGUAUAGCAUUUCUUGCUCAUUUUUUUCAUUCGUUUUACUUUCUCUUUGUGAGUGUCACAUUUGGUCUAUGAGUCGGAAAUAGUUCAUGGUCACAAAUCCCCUGCGCUGCCCAGUGCUUGCGUAUUUCCCUUGCAAGAAUAAGCAAAAGCCAUCUGUGACCAUAGCCUGGCUAAGAUUUUUGAAAGGGAAAAUUUUGUCCCCUAAAUUUUCCCUCAGAUAAACAUUAUUUUAUUCUAAUAAUAACCAAGACUUUUCAAGCUUCUAGAUUUCAUAGAAGAGCUUGUAAUAGCAAGAAGUAUAAAUUGCAAGAAAAAAUUACUUUUUAGAAAUUGCUUUGUUUUCCAAGCAAUAAGUACUACAUACAUAUAGUACUUGUAAAGUGUUAGCUGUGAGUAAGCACAAAACAGACUUAAAAAGAUUUUUCAGACUAUGAUGAUGGUGGUAAACAUUUAAAAAAAAAUCCAGUGGUCCCCAAGGCAGGUAGUGUGAUAAGUGGACACACCACUCUGAGGCUCGUCACCUAAUGGGGACAAGAGCAGUGGUCACUGUGUGCCCUUGUCCUAGCCUUGAUUUCUCUGUCACUGGAUGGCUGGCCGCUGGGGAGGAUUUCAGCAGGUGAUUUGACCAGUUGCUGCCAUCUGCCCCACCCCACGAAGAUGAGCCAGAUUAGCAUUAAACCAGUCCUGGCCGGUCCUUCUUAAUACUGUGCGAUAGGCACCCAUCUGUCUCCAACCUUUAAGAGUUUUAUGAGAUCUCAUAAUCACUUUGAACUUCCAUGAAAUUUGUCUUCCAACAGUCCUGGGAGAAAAAAAAAUGCUAAACAAGGUUGUCUUGGCUUAAUAAUUCCUUAGAGCAUUCAGUAUCAAUAAUGGCAAUCAGCACACAGAAGGAAGGACCCAAAUCACUCUGUAAUGUAAAGAUUUCUGUUAAUUUGCAAGAACAAAAACAAUUAUGACAGAACCUUAGCUCCUCCAAUCACAAUGAUUCCUAACAAAUCAGUCUUUGUAAACUUAGUGGAUUUUUGGUUCUUUUAAUUGCAUACAGUUACAUCAGACUCUCUCCGUGGCCUUGUUCAUUUCAGUGUUAAUCAGCUAAACAGAAGUCGUUGCUUAUGUGUGAGUGAGCGUGUGCCACUGCCCGGCCUUUCUCCUUCGGAGCUUGUCGUCUUUUUCGCUAUAUUAGACUUUGCAGUAUGCCCAGAAGCUUUCCUUCAUAAAAUAGAAAGAAAAAAACAUUUGGCUUAUUUUUCACUGUAGCUAGUCUUUUAUACAAUAAUCUUGUAAGAAAAUUUCUUGAAUUCUAAAUAUUACUCUUUCUAGAUUUUUGAAAUCGAAAAGUUUUCAGUAAAAAGUUUCUUACUUUAUUUUAUUAUAUUAGGUAGUAAAAAUGUAGGGUUAUUUACCAUAACCUGUUCAUUAAUAUCAGAAAUUUACAAUAGCAUUUUAAGACCAUAGUAGGAUUCUAGCUUACCGUGUAGUACCUAUGGAGUAUUGUAAGAGCUAAUUGUCCGAGAUGAAUUGCUUCUCAUCUUGUUCUCCAGUUUCCAUUGUUGGUUUAUUACAGAUUUGUAUCCUGUGUCAAAUUCAAGGUAUUAUUGAUAAACCUUUUCAACCAGCAGCAAGAAGUUCAAAGUUUUUUCUGUCGCUAUAACAGAAAUCACAAUAUGUAUAUAACAUUUAUGUAGCAAUAAAUGUGCCAUCUUUUUUU
Molecule: messenger RNA, 4565 nt
Organism: Sorex fumeus (smoky shrew)
Lineage: Eukaryota; Metazoa; Chordata; Mammalia; Eulipotyphla; Soricidae
Gene: TCF12
Product: transcription factor 12
Exons: 21
Coding region: 144-2264 (706 amino acids)
Biological process (GO): regulation of transcription by RNA polymerase II
Cellular component (GO): transcription regulator complex
Molecular function (GO): protein dimerization activity; RNA polymerase II cis-regulatory region sequence-specific DNA binding; DNA-binding transcription factor activity, RNA polymerase II-specific
Source: RefSeq, a predicted model, not a curated record